Botrytis deweyae is the source of this 1206-nucleotide messenger RNA. RefSeq lists its product as uncharacterized. The transcript has 2 exons. Lineage: Eukaryota; Fungi; Ascomycota; Leotiomycetes; Helotiales; Sclerotiniaceae. The record is from RefSeq and is a predicted model, not a curated record. The coding region runs from base 1 to 1206 and encodes 401 amino acids.
AUGUGGACCCGGAGAUGUGUUGCUACAACCUGGAGAUUACAUCAUGUCAAGUUUCACAACAAUGCACAGAGUCAAUCCAAUCUGGAGCAGAUACCAUCUUCUCUAUUAGGAAGAGUCCCUCUUGAUUCUCAGGAUAGGAAGCAGCUGGAGUCUGGCGAAAUUAGUUCCAUACAAUCAAAAAUCAGAGAAAGUGUUCAUACAGACACGUUCACAUGCGAGAGAAUACUCACAAAUGAUCCCACUCAUCACGAAAGAAAAAAUCUCACACUUCAAGAGGUACUGGCAGAUUUGAAAGAAUUGAAACAAUAUAAACAGACCUUAUCAAAAAAUAUCCAGAAGCUAAAAGAAAACACCGGGAAGCUAGAAGAAGACACCGGGAAACUAAAAGAAAACACCGGGAAACUAAAAGAAAACACCUGGAAGCUAAAAGAAGACGUCUGGAAGCUAAAAGAAGACACUCGGAAGCUGAAAAACGACAAAAAGCGAAGACACGCUGGUGAGGUGGUUAACAUGAGAGAUCAAUUGGCUCAAUUAGUCCUCCCUCGCAAGGAAAAUCAACAACGCAAACAGCAGGUACAUGAUCCAAAAGAUAUGAAGGAUACUAAAGAUGUUCGAAAUCGGUUUGCACAUGAAAUUGAUCUUGAGUCAACAUUCGAACAAAUAGCUCUUUACGACCAAUUUGAUAUCUGCUGCAUCACAAUCUUUGGAGAAACACAGAAUAAAAUCAAAGAAUUGCUUACAUGGGAUAAGGAUGGAGAAUGUGAAGUUUACAACAUCUUCAAUGAGCACGGCGACGCUUGGCACAAUCAAUUCGCCAAUACCUGUAUAGAGCCUUUCAAUAAAUGGUUGUCAGCAAUAUACGCACUCAAAGAAGCCGAAUCAGUUAUGUUGGAGAACCCAUUUUCCUAUUCCGAAACUCGCAUUCAGAAACAAAAGAAUGGGAUCAAGGAAGCAAUUAGAGAAUGGAAUGAAACCUUUAUGACGGAUAAAUCAAAGAGAGGAAAGAGAAGAGGAAGAUGCCGCGAACUGAUUAGGAAGGAUUACACAGACAGAGGAUUGAUGGAGCAGAUAAGAGCAGCUUUAUUACAUGGUGUGACUUUGGUUGAAGGAAGUGGCGAGAGGAAGGAGACCGAGGAGAAUAAGGAGAUUGAGGAGAGUAAGGAGAUUGAGGAGAGUAAGAACAAUGAGGAGAGCAAGGAGAAGUAA